Messenger RNA from Saxophila tyrrhenica, 1587 nucleotides. RefSeq lists its product as uncharacterized. Gene Ontology annotation, cellular component: membrane. Gene Ontology annotation, molecular function: transmembrane transporter activity. The transcript has 6 exons. Gene Ontology annotation, biological process: transmembrane transport. Lineage: Eukaryota; Fungi; Ascomycota; Dothideomycetes; Mycosphaerellales; Extremaceae. The record is from RefSeq and is a predicted model, not a curated record. Bases 1 to 1587 code for a protein of 528 amino acids.
AUGAGCCACGUUGGCAAGUCGGACAUGGUGGUGGGGAACGAUCAUGAGCUGGACACAUUCGAGGGUGCUCUGCGCGACAAGUACCAAGGCACGGCGCAAGAUCAUCGCGAUAUGCGAACGCUAGGCAAGACACAAGUGUUGAACCGCAACUUUCGCUUCAUCUCAACCCUUGGUUUCGCCUGUACGCUCAUGAGCACCUGGGAGAUCGAGCUGGCCUCAUCGCUCUUCGGGCUUCUCGAUGGAGGCACCGCUGGCCUUGUGUGGGGGUACCUGGUCUGUUGGAUGGGCUACGGCAUGGUCUUUGCUUCCGUCGCCGAGAUGGCCUCGAUAUCGCCAACUGCAGGGGGUCAAUACCAUUGGGUGUCCGAGUUUGCGCCUCGGUCUUGCCAGCGAUUCCUCAGCUGGCUGGUCGGUUGGAUAUCGGUCUUUGGAUGGCAGAUUGGGUUGGCCUCGCUCGCUUUUAUCGUUGGCACCGUCAUCCAGGGUCUGAUAGUCCUCAACAAUCCCACCUCGUACACAUUCGAGCGCUGGCACGGCACGCUUUUGGUCUGGGCCAUCGUUGCGUUCUGCAUCAUCUUCAACUCAUUCCUAGCGCACAAGCUACCUAUGGUCGAGGGCGCAGUCCUGAUACUACACAUCGUCGGCUUUUUCGCUGUUCUUGUUCCCCUUUGGACCCUCGCGCCCCGACUCCCUGCCAGCGAGGUGUUCGGCACAAUCACAAAUCUUGGUGGAUGGUCGAGCAAUGGUCUUUCCUUCAUGGUCGGGCUCCUAACGCCGGUCUACACUUUGCUCGGUGCAGAUUCAGCUGUUCACAUGGCUGAAGAAGUGAGAGACGCUUCAGUAACGGUCCCGAGAGCCAUUAUGACCUCGGCCGUCCUCAACGGAAGCUUAGGCUGGAUCAUGACGAUCACCUAUUGUUUCACGUUGGGCAACCUUUUCGUCAUCCUGCCUCCAGACAACACGACCGGAUACCCUUUCAUCCUGGUCCUUUACAACGCCACACAGAACAGGGCAGCUGCCUCUGUACUGACGGCGAUCAUCAUCACCAACAUCACCUCUGCAUGUAUCUCCACGGUCGCCACCGUCUCCCGCCAGACGUGGGCCUUUGCGCGCGACAACGGCCUGCCUUUCUCCAGCUUCGUGGCGCACGUCAGACCAGGCUGGAACAUCCCGCUGAACUCCGUUCUCAUCACCUUCACCAUCAGCUGCCUUUUGGCGUUGAUCAAUAUUGGAUCGACUGUGGCCUUCAACGCUAUCGGAUCCUGCGCUCUGGUGUCCAUCUUGAGCACCUACUUCAUCUCGAUCUCCGUGCUCGUCUACCGCCGCUUCCAGGGACCGCUGCCAGCUCGUCGAUGGAGCAUGGGAAGGUUUGGCAUCUUCGUCAAUCUGGGCGCUCUGGCCUGGCUUUUGACGGUUUGGGUCUUUUGUUUCUUCCCAUUGGCGACGGGCGUCCAACUGACCUUGGCAACGAUGAACUGGAAUUGUGUUAUCUAUGGCGGCCUGAUUAUUGUCGGAAUGGUGUACUGGUUCGUCCGGGGGAAGAAAACCUACACUCCUCCAGUCCUGUAUGUAGAGAGGACGAAUUAG